Plasmodium cynomolgi strain B is the source of this 729-nucleotide messenger RNA. RefSeq lists its product as hypothetical. The transcript is spliced from 2 exons. The coding region runs from base 1 to 729 and encodes 242 amino acids. NCBI's taxonomy places the organism in Eukaryota, Apicomplexa, Aconoidasida, Haemosporida, Plasmodiidae. The record is from RefSeq and is a predicted model, not a curated record.
AUGAUGUGGAUUUUUGAUAAUGUGUGCCGAGUAGCUCAUUAUUAUUUAUUCUAUUUAUUUAAAAAAAACCAAAACGAUAUGGAUGAAGGAUGUAAACAUUUGUACUAUUUUAUAUAUAAUCAUAUACUGAAAAAUACAUCAUUUAAAUAUGAUAAAUUAGAUUUUUUCAAAAUGUUAUUGAAGGAAUAUAAUGAUUCUUAUGAAGAAUAUGAUUUCCUUAAUACUUAUAUUGAAAAAAUCAAAGAAGAUAUACUUGAAAAAAAAAAGAAUUUAAUAGAAAUGUAUGAUAACCUUGAUAAUUUUAACAAAAAAAAAAGACAGGAAAAUCAAAAAAGUUGUGUAUAUAUUAAUAAAUGUAUUGAAAUUUAUAAGAAAUAUACAGAAAAAUGCAAAAGUAGCAGUGAUUUGUUUUGUUCAGAAUUAAAUCAAUUUAUUGAAAGAUAUAAUAAACAUAUGGAAAAUGAUUUCCCCUGUGACAAUAUUCAAAAAUUUUUGCCAUAUUUCGGAAGGAGCAAUGUGAAUGUUAUUAUUUUAAUUCCAAUUAUUCUAAUAACAUUAAUAUUAUCUAUUUUAUAUAUAUUAUAUAAGUUUACCCCCUUAGCAUCAUGCAUAAACUCUAAAAAAAUGAAGAAGAAAAGAUCCAUUAAUGAAAUAUUACAUGAAUCCGAAAAUAGAGAAAAUAAUUCGAAUAGGAGACCAUACAACAUUUCCUAUAGAUUGUCAGAAUAA